Molecule: messenger RNA, 2391 nt
Organism: Podarcis raffonei (Aeolian wall lizard)
Lineage: Eukaryota; Metazoa; Chordata; Lepidosauria; Squamata; Lacertidae
Gene: SCEL
Product: sciellin
Exons: 23
Coding region: 506-1987 (493 amino acids)
Biological process (GO): epidermis development
Cellular component (GO): cytoplasm
Source: RefSeq, a predicted model, not a curated record
GGUUACGGUCCUGAAGAUUCCUCACAUGCUUGGCAGGGUUUUUUGUUUUUUUUUUAAAAAAUAUAUACAUUCAACUUCCAACUAAAGUGAUAGGUCUCUUGCAGCAGAGUGACAACUGGCUUCUUGUUUUUUAUGGGAUUAGGCACCUUGUAACAAAAAUGUAUUGUUAUCAUUAGCAACCUGCAUGUUUUUUGCUGUCUGUUGCAAUCUGUCUCUGCAUCACAGGAGAGAAUUUAGCAGAGACUAGAGUACAAAAAUAUGCCAGUGGAUUUUAACUGAACUGGUAUUUGUGCAAGGUGAACUCCCUCUUCUGCACCUCCUUUCUCCUCCCUGAAUGAGUCAGCCUCUGGUAGAGAAGCCUCCAAGCUGUUAAGACUGUCAGAUGGAGGACGAUCCUGCUCUUCUGUAAACUGAACUGCGUAACAGAGACCACUGGGUGCCGAGUUCUGGACCUUUUCAUUCAUGGUUUGAAGAGUGCACCGUAAAGAAAGCACCUCUGAACAAAAUGACAACCUUCACUGUAGGAAAAUCAGCCCCUAGCAAAAGUGAUACGAAGAAUGCUUCCAUUGCAAUGAAGAGUAGACAACAAGUUAUUAAUGAGGUCAACAAGAAGAGGACUCUGUUACAAGAUAACAGCUGGAUAAAGAAAAGACCCGAGGAGGAAAACGCUGAUGAAAACUAUGGCAGAGUGGUCCUUAAUCAAUACAAAUCACAAGAUGGUUUACACAGGAGCCCAGAUGAAAAGGAUGAUCAGAAAGCUUUGCUUAGCCGAUAUAGAUCUGAUACAACUUUAGACAGGAUUCCUGGCAACAGUGAUGCUGACAAAGCAAAUAAGCUUUCCACCUUGGAUGGCAAGCCAAGUAGCAGAAAGGAGCUUGAUGCAUCUAUCAACACUGGCAACACCACAUCGCCUGUGAAGAAGAAAAGGCAGUCAUGGAUGCCUCCCCCAGUCUCCAGUCAGAAGGUCACCAUAGAUGAUGAACAACACAAAAGGCAUUCCUGGGCCUCACAAAAUACAACUACAGCUGUAGCCACCAAUAACAAACCAGUUUCAACUACUUCAAACAAAGGAGGAGGACCAAAGAUGACUAUCUAUUCAUCGGAACCAAUUACACCUCCAAAGUCAAAUGCUGCCGUGAGUGAUCCAGCCAGAACUAGGCAGACAGGCCCAGCAAAACCCAGUGAAUCAGAUGCUAACAAAACCAUGACAAAAGAGAGAGCUGGGAGAGGCCAAGAACUGGAUGAUCUUAUUGAUGUCAAAACCAAAGGCAAUAAGAGUAACCAGGGAAGUCAAGAGCUGGACAAUCUCAUCCAAGUCAAAACGAAAAGCGAUAAAGGUGAUAAAGGACACCAAGAUCUUGAUGAUUUCAUCAAAGUGAACCGUACAUCUAAUGGACAUGCCAAGGGAGGAAGAGACCUAGAUGACCUCAUCACUGUAAAUAACACUGCACAGGAAAACAAAAGAAGCCAAGAACUAGAUGAUCUCAUUGUAGUAAAAUCCUCUCCUGAGGAUCAAAACAAAAAGAGGGCACCAGAGCACAACCAUGAAUCUGCCAGUAUUCCAGGUGGUCCGUCAGAAAUGAACCAUUUAUACCAGGACACAAGAGGAUCCAGCUGUAUUGCCUCAAGCAGUUACUCAAGUCCAAAGGACACAAUUGUGUACACAAGGACAUAUGAGAAUAGCAGAUUUCCCCAUGAUGCUUAUGAAGACAACAUCCCUGGAAAAUCUAUCAAAACUGUUUAUUCUACUUCUGAUAGGGCCGUUAUUGAAAAAGAAAUGUGCACUUACUGCCGGAAGCCCUUGGGCACAGACACAAAGAUGAUUCUUGAUGCCUUGCAGAUUUGCUGUCAUGCAACUUGCUUCAAGUGCGAAAUCUGCAAAGCACCUUUGGAAAACGUGAAGGCGGGAGAUAGCAUUUGGAUUUACAAGAACACGGUGCAUUGUGAACCAUGCUAUUCCAGAGUUAAAUCAUCAUGGGCCUACUAAUUUUGACUGAAGACAGUUCAGGUCGAUGGAUCAGCUGCAUGCGUUUAUCUUUGAAAAUCAUAUGCUUUUUUAGGAUGAGUAAAGAACUCCAAGAAUAAUAAAAAAUGGUAGACAUUUGAAGAUGUGAAAAAAUGAAACUAUAACUCUACUUCUAAAAAGAAGGAAGCACAUGGUGGCUUCUGCCUAGAAUAUGUGUGUGUACAUUAUCAGUAAGAAAACGUCUAAGACUGCAGUCCUCUGUCUGCUUACUUAGAAAUGAGUCUCACUGAAAACAGUACAACCUAUUUUUCUGAGUAAACACGCAUAGGAUUGUAGUGAAAGUGUAUCUUGGCUAUUCUUGACUGCGGUUCCACUGGUUCCUGUUCAUUCUGAAACAAUUCACACACCCGUGCUUAUAAUCCGAA